This is a messenger RNA of Ambispora gerdemannii, 121 nucleotides long. The record is from the annotation of a GenBank genome assembly. Lineage: Eukaryota; Fungi; Glomeromycota; Glomeromycetes; Archaeosporales; Ambisporaceae.
AUGGAAACUCAUCUUGUUGGUAGCAUUAAUAUUGAAUCUGAUAUCUCAGAAGCAACGUUAUAUUUAAAAAAUCAAGGAUAUCAAGUUGAACAUUACCAUAUAUCUUCGCGUUCCACUCAAG